This is a messenger RNA of Miscanthus lutarioriparius, 1551 nucleotides long. Lineage: Eukaryota; Viridiplantae; Streptophyta; Magnoliopsida; Poales; Poaceae. The record is from the annotation of a GenBank genome assembly.
AUGGUGGGUCACGGUGGUCGGCGACUUCUGGUUCGCCGUCAGCUGGCUGCUGAACCAGGCGUCCAAGCUCAACCCCAUGUCCCCAUCCGGCGCGUCCCCAACCUCGCGCUCCUCAACCAACACGUCGAUCCUCCUACUCCCAGCGGCGGUGGCAGCUCCAGCCAGCUCCCGGGCGUCGACGUGUUCAUCAACACCGUGGACCCCGUGGACGAGCCCGUGCUGUGCACCAUGAACUCCGUCCUGUCCAUCCUCGCCACGGACUACCCAGUGGACUGGCACGCGACGUACUUCUCCGACGACAGCGGGUCGCUCGUCCACUACGAGGCGCUGCUCGAGACCGCGAGGUUCGCCGCGCUGUGGACGCCGUUCUGCCGGAAGCACCGAGUCGAGCCGAGGGCACCUGAGAGCUACUUCGCGGCAAAGGCGGACGCGCCGUACGCUGGUGAUGCGCCGGGGGAGUUCGUCGGCGACCGUCGGCGCGUUCGCCAGGAGUACGAGGAGUUCAAGGCUCGGGUGCAAGCGCUGUUCACCGACAUUCCACAGAGGUCGGCGGAGGCGAACCACCGUGACGACGCGAAUCGAGGUGGUGACCAUGCGACGUACAUGGCCGAUGGGACGCAUUGGCCUGGCACUUGGACCGAGCCGGCUGAAAACCACAAGAAAGGACAGCACGCCGCCAUUGUUCAGAUUAUUUUGAACCAUCCCGGCGACGAACCUCAGCUUGGCACGCCGGCGAGCUCCUCCAGCCCCCUUGACUUUAGCGCCGUCGACGUGCGCCUCCCGAUGCUGGUGUACAACGAGCGGGAAAAGUGCCCGGGCUACGACCACCAGAAGAAGGCGGGCGCCAUGAACGUGCAGCUGCGCGUCUCGGCGCUGCUCUCCAACGCGCCCUUCAUCAUCAACUGCGACUGCGACCACUACAUCAACAACUCGGGUGUUCAGAGUUGCAAACUAAAUAUUAAAAAUGACUGGAUACAUGGUUCAGAUUUGGUGAUGCAGUGGGCUUCAGUAUGCUUUGUGAUAGAGCUGGCAGCAAUGACCAUAUAUCAGGUAUUACUAGUUCCAGCAAUUAUCAGACUAAAUGUUAUUUCUCAAAUGAUAUUGGGUCAACAACUUGCCUUGUCUUUCUAUGGAUUCAGAUUUGAAUUUUUUUCUGUAUUUUGCGGCGGCGGCGCCGCCGCGAGGGAGAGGUUUGCGGAGCUCUACCAAGUGCAGUGGGCGCCGCUGCUGGUGCCGACCGUGCUGGUGCUCGCCGUGAACGUCUCCGCCAUCGGCGCGGCCAUUGGCCGGGCGGCCGCCUUCGGGUGGUCGUUCGCGCAGGUCGCCGGCGCGGCGAGCGGGCUGCUGUUCAACGUGUGGGUCCUGCUGCUGCUGUACCCUUUCGCGCUCGGGAUCAUGGGGCAUUGGAGCACGAGGCCCUACCUGCUCUUCGUCCUGCUCGUGGCCGUGCUCAUUAUCAUCGCGUCCGCGUACGUCGCGGUCCUGGCGGUAGUUGCUCCAGGUUCUGUGGCGGCGCUCUGGCUGAGUGGCUGGGAGGAUGGCCAGGCAUAG